AUGGGAUGGGGACCAGACCCAAUUUGGUCGCCUUCCAAGGUUACGACAAAUUCCAAAGCUUGCGAAUCUGGAAAUUCCGUCACGCUUAAUGUUAGCGUACAGCCAGAGACUGCCUCUGAGUACAAGCUCCCAGGCCAGUACGUACAAGUCAGACUCGACGAUAGUACAAAACCUUUGUUUCUGGCCAUUGCCUCGGCCCCCGAUGCCGAAAACGCAUCUUUCGAAUUUCUGGUUAAAAAAACGGAAGGAAAUGAUUGGCUUACUUCGAUCGCUCCGGGUACUGCUGUUGAAGUAUCUCAGGUUCUUGGCAAUGGCUACUCCAUUGCUGAGAAUAUCGAUAGCUUGAAGUAUGAUUUUCCAACGCAGAACAUUCUUUUGUUUGCAGCUGGGUCCGGAUUAGCACCGAUUAAGGCGGCAUUAGAAAGUGGACAACUUAAAGUGGGCAGUGAUUCUUCUCGCCAAGCUCGUCUAUACUACGGCGAGCGCACGGCAGAAGAUUUGUGUUACGUGGACAAGUACAGUGAGUGGGAAGCCGCCGGCUUCGAAGUCGUUCCCGUGUUGAGUCAACCUGACGAAAGCGUCUGGAAGGGACGGACUGGAUACAUUCAGACUGCUUUAGAGGAAGACGGAGUCGAUAUUCCUCGGAAUUCAGGAGCUUUGCUUUGUGGUAUGAAAGGCAUGACUGAAGCUGUGAAAGACUUCCUGACGAAGGCGGGCGUCUUCGAAGGGCGUGUUCUCUUCAAUUUCUAA
This is a messenger RNA of Phaeodactylum tricornutum CCAP 1055/1, 750 nucleotides long. RefSeq lists its product with no specific name. The record is from RefSeq and is a predicted model, not a curated record. NCBI's taxonomy places the organism in Eukaryota, Bacillariophyta, Bacillariophyceae, Surirellales, Neidiaceae. The transcript has a single exon. Gene Ontology annotation, molecular function: oxidoreductase activity. The coding region runs from base 1 to 750 and encodes 249 amino acids.